AUGUCAAUCUUCUUCUCAACCCCCGUCGACAUCGACAUCGUCCUCGAUGACCCCGACAACCGCACCAUGGUCGACGUCAAGCUCGACAAGAACCGCCGCGAAAAGGCGCCCCUGUACAUGGACGGCGAGUCCGUCAAGGGCGCCGUGACGGUCCGCCCCAAGGACGGCAAGCGCCUCGAGCACACGGGCAUCAAGGUCCAGUUCAUCGGCACGAUAGGUACGCACCUCAACCACUAUGACCAGAGCCCCGGCCCCACGCGCGGCGGCAGCCGUCGUUCUUCCUCCUCCCUCGCCGGCCUCCUGACGCCCUCGUGGAGCGCGCCCGCCAUCCGCCUGGGCCUGCAGCAGCAGCGUCGGCACCACCUUACUGACGGGCUGGUAGAAAUGUUCUUUGACCGCGGCAACCACUACGAGUUCCUCUCGCUCAACCAGGAGCUCGCCGCGCCGGGGGAGCUGCAGCACCCGCAGACGUUUGACUUCAACUUCAAGAACGUCGAGAAGCAGUACGAGUCGUACAACGGCAUCAACGUCAAGCUCCGCUACUUUGUCCGCGUCACCGUCUCGCGCCGCAUGGCCGACGUGAUCCGCGAAAAGGACAUUUGGGUCUACAGCUACCGCAUCCCCCCGGAGAUGAACAGCUCCAUCAAGAUGGACGUCGGCAUCGAGGACUGCCUGCACAUCGAGUUCGAGUACAGCAAGAGCAAGUACCACCUCAAGGACGUCAUCGUCGGCCGCAUCUACUUCUUGCUCGUCCGGCUCAAGAUCAAGCACAUGGAGUUGUCCAUCAUCAGGCGGGAGACGACGGGCGCCGCGCCCAACCAGUACAACGAGAGCGAGACGCUGGUGCGCUUUGAGAUUAUGGACGGGUCGCCAUCAAGGGGCGAGACGAUACCAAUCCGGCUCUUUCUUGGCGGCUUUGAUCUGACGCCCACCUUCCGAGACGUGAACAAGAAGUUUUCCACGCGGUAUUAUCUCAACGCCCGACGAUACUUUAAGCAGUCGGAAAUUAUCCUCUACCGCCAGGCCCCCGACACACCUGCUGUCCAAGGCAUCCAAGGCGUGCCUCCUCCUACCGAGAACAGAGUCGCCGCUAUUCAGGCGUGA
This is a messenger RNA of Trichoderma citrinoviride, 1104 nucleotides long. RefSeq names its product vacuolar sorting protein. NCBI's taxonomy places the organism in Eukaryota, Fungi, Ascomycota, Sordariomycetes, Hypocreales, Hypocreaceae. The transcript has 2 exons. Bases 1 to 1104 code for a protein of 367 amino acids. The record is from RefSeq and is a predicted model, not a curated record. Gene Ontology annotation, cellular component: retromer complex; endosome. Gene Ontology annotation, biological process: intracellular protein transport; retrograde transport, endosome to Golgi.